Messenger RNA from Serpula lacrymans var. lacrymans S7.9, 398 nucleotides. RefSeq lists its product as uncharacterized. Gene Ontology annotation, molecular function: protein binding. The transcript has a single exon. NCBI's taxonomy places the organism in Eukaryota, Fungi, Basidiomycota, Agaricomycetes, Boletales, Serpulaceae. The coding region runs from base 123 to 302 and encodes 59 amino acids. The record is from RefSeq and is a predicted model, not a curated record.
UGGUUCGAACUUGGAUGGCAAAACCAUCGAUAUCUGGGACGUUGCUUCUGGGCAACUAGUAACUACUACAUCCCAACUUGAAGGCCAUAGUGAUGAUAUCAGAUCUAGUGUCUUCUCAUCGGAUGGAUCCAAAAUUGCUUCAGCGUCUGAAGAACAUGACUAUCAGGAUUUGGGAUACUGUUUCUGGUCAGCUACUAGCUAGCCCAUUUGAAGGCCACUAUGCUUCUCUAAAAUGUGUUGCAUUUUCACGAGAUGGAUCUAGGGUUGCUUCAGGUUCAUGGGAUGAGACUGUCAGGAUAUGAGAUUGUGCAUCUGACCGACUGGCUAAUAAUUCAUUUAAAGGGGGUGUAGUUCCUCAAUCCUUUCAAUUGCAUUCUCACCAGAUGGGCGCAGGAUGG